UGAUCCUGACGACAAUAAAGCCCCUGGUGACUACGAUAAAGAAGAAGCUCCCGGUGACCAUGAUAAUUCUAAAGGUCAUCAUCCUAAGAUUUCGUUGAUAAAUAUAUUUGAUGAUCUUGAAGUAUUUCCUGAUGAAUCGAGUAAUGUACUGGCCAAGCUUGAUGGAAACGUUUCUGAAAAGGAUGGGCAAAAAAAGGAGAAUAAGG
This is a messenger RNA of Dentiscutata erythropus, 206 nucleotides long. NCBI's taxonomy places the organism in Eukaryota, Fungi, Glomeromycota, Glomeromycetes, Diversisporales, Gigasporaceae. The record is from the annotation of a GenBank genome assembly.